CGCGAUCUAGAUUCUAGCGCUCCAACAGUCCAACACUUGUAAACGCAGUUAAAUGUUAAAGUGUUACGGCCGUCGAGAAUUCGUUUUAUUCCUUCGUCCGUAUUUUACGUUAAAUAAUAAUAGAUAUUACAUUUUUUUUUUUUGUCUUUCCCGUCGCCAUUGUGUUGCACGCGAAUACGUCCAUUGUACCGAAGUGAACGUCCGGUCCGUACCGCCCGAUCCGUCGUUGUCAUUUGGACUUGCUGCGCGCCAUUAGUCUCGCGUUGUGUGUUGACGACGUAGAAAAUCGUUGCAUUCUAAACCCUGUGAUAUUUGUCUUGUACAGGUGAGAUCUCGUCAAAAAAUUGUAUUUAAUGUGUGUUUCCUGGCGUCAGAUUAAUUGAUCCGGAUUGGCUUUACCGUAGAUACGUCGUGACUCGCGAUGUCGACGUAGACUGUUUGUACACAGACUUUUCUUCAGUUCAGUACUGUUAGCCUACAUUAACCGUUGCAAUGCCAAGCAUCGGAGUCAAUCUUCGUGUGACCGGUUAUUGUAACCAGGGCGGUAGGAAGUACAUGGAAGAUAUGUUUUCGGUUGCGUACCAGCAGACACCCGACAUGAAAGACCUGGAGUACGCCUUUUUUGGCAUAUUUGAUGGACACGGUGGUUCGGAAGCAGCUGCAUAUGCCAAAGACCAUUUGCUUGACACCAUCAUCAAAGAUGAUGCAUUCUGGUCAAAAAACGAUGAUGACGUAUUAAGAGCUAUCCGUAAUGGUUACAUAAAUACUCAUAUUGAAAUGUGGAAAAACUUAGAAAAUUGGCCGAGAACUCCAUCAGGUUUACCUAAUACAUCGGGUACCACAGCAAGCAUAGCAUUCAUAAUGAGAGGAAAAAUUUAUACUGGUCACGUUGGUGAUAGUUGUAUAGUACUUGGUUAUCAAGACGAAGAAAACGGAGAGUGGAAAGCUAAACCGUUAACACGAGACCAUAAACCAGAAUCAUUUGAAGAAAAAAUAAGAAUAGAAGAGUGUGGAGGAAAAGUUAUUAAUAAAUCUGGUGUUCCUCGAGUAGUAUGGAAUAGGCCUCGCAUUGGUCAUAAAGGUCCUGUACGCCGAUCAACUACAAUUGAUGAAAUACCGUUCCUAGCUGUAGCUCGUGCGCUUGGCGAUUUUUGGAGCUUCAAUUCUGAGCAUAAUAAAUUUGUUGUAUCUCCUGAACCAGAUGUUGAUGUUUUUGAUGUUGAUCCUUCUAAACAUCGUUGUUUGAUAUUUGGUACUGAUGGCUUAUGGAACGUUCUUUCAGCAGAUGUAGCAAUUUCAAAUGUGUAUGGAACAGAAAAACAUAAUAUUGAAAUGAAAUCUUUAGAAAAACAAGAUUGGUUAAAUCCGUCAAAAAAUCUUGUCGACAAAGCAAUAUUACAAUGGAAUAAGGUGAGAUUGAGGGCUGAUAAUACCACAGUUAUUACAUUAAUGUUAGAUCCACCUGGUCCACCUGCUCCACAAGUACUGUUAAAGCAUAAAAUGCAGACUGGUAAUAUGAAAUGUGAAGAUAAAAAUAGCUGCAAAUGUGUUGAUGGAGAUCCACAAGUUCAAAGAUUUGGUAGAGGUUCAAGUGGCGGAUAUGCCAUAUUUACUAGAUAUCCUACAGAUCAUCAUCUAAGAGCAUCUAGUGCUCUUGCCAGCACUUCAAAUCCAUAUCCUAAUAAUCCUAUAGAAUCAGCACCUUUAAAAACAAAUAAAAUACUCAGAACAUCUGCAAAAAUUAAUAAUAAUCAUAAUAAUAACAACAAUAGUGCUAGUAAAAAAGAUAGUCAACCAGCAGAAAAGAGGUGUACUCGGACAAGUAGUGGAAGAAUUGUCAAAAAACAAAAAUUAAACGAAAAGUCUACAAUUAAUGAUGAGGCUUCAAAAUUUGGAAAUAGCGAUUCUGAAAAUGAGCAAAUGCCACGUGAACCUUGGMUAUUGUCUCCAACUAAAUCAAUUAAACCUGAAGAAACUAAAGUGGGUGUAGUAUUAAGAAGUUCUGGAAAAAUCCAGAAGGUAUGGAAAUGUAAUGACUCCAAAGAAGAUUCCACUCCAACUAAGAUUACAACAAUAUCAAAAAUUAAGACACCUUUGACAGAACCAAUGACUAGAAUAUUAAGGUCACACAAAAAAAAAGAUAGUAGAAGAUUCAAAAAAGUUGCAUCUAGAUCAUCUUGGUCAGCAGGCAUGGUAACUCGUAGUCAUAGGAGAAGUGUUAAGUAUUAAUUAUUUAUUUUUUCCCUAUGUUAACUUUACCACAUUUUUUUCAACUACAAAUACCAUUUUAUGUU
Molecule: messenger RNA, 2294 nt
Organism: Diuraphis noxia (Russian wheat aphid)
Lineage: Eukaryota; Metazoa; Arthropoda; Insecta; Hemiptera; Aphididae
Gene: Pp2C1
Product: protein phosphatase 2C
Biological process (GO): protein dephosphorylation
Molecular function (GO): cation binding; protein serine/threonine phosphatase activity
Source: RefSeq, a predicted model, not a curated record